This is a messenger RNA of Drepanopeziza brunnea f. sp. 'multigermtubi' MB_m1, 1530 nucleotides long. NCBI's taxonomy places the organism in Eukaryota, Fungi, Ascomycota, Leotiomycetes, Helotiales, Drepanopezizaceae. The record is from RefSeq and is a predicted model, not a curated record.
AUGGCCCCGAAGAAGCGUGCCGACGCAGCUGCAGCUGCUAGAGAGCCUCGAGGAGGUAGAGGAGGAAGAGGCCAAGGUCGAGGUGGAAUUCAAGAAGGCGCUCAGUCUUCAAUGAGCAAUCCACCUGCAAGGAAUGAUCAGUCGAUGAGUCAAGAAGGCCAACAAGGCCAACAAAACCGUCCUCUACCUGCUCGUAACUCCGGUCUUCCAACUUUCGGCAACCCAAACUUCUCGCCCAAUAUAGAUCCUAGACUACAAAGUGCCGGUGGUUUAGUCGAUCAAGCCUUUAAUCCUCAGAUCGCAUUGUUACACGGAAACCAAAGUGGCCGCAACUUUUCAGGCGAAACAUCUGGUGGUGCUUCUAGAAGUUCUGCUACCUUCAUUCCGGCUACCCCUAGCCAUAGAAGCGCUCUGCCCUCGACUGCUACUCCACGGUCGUCGCUCGCCGAUACUCCAAGAGCUACCGAAAGUACAUCGAAUACCCCGACUACCGGUACAUCUACACAGCCUGAUCUCCAACCCAGCUAUGCCAAUUUCCAACAGCCGUCAGCGCCGCUUGCAAAGAAAUCACGUCCGCGCAAGAAUUUGAUAAAAGAGGCUCUUGCAAACCGAGACAUUGAUGAGGAUAUCGCAAGUGACUCUGAUCUCGCGGAUAAUGACAAAAGUCUUCUUCGUAAGUUCGAUCGAGAAGUUCGAAUCAAUAGCUUCAUGUUCCAUUCAUGGUUUUUUGCUCCUCAUGUAAUCCGAAAAAUCUUUGGCCAAGACCUCAAGGACACGGAUUCUGUCUUCAAUACAUGCAAGACCAAAUUCAAGGACAAUAUCCGUACCCAAAAGCAUGAGAUGCUAAGGAAGCUGAAAGAGAACAUGAAGGAGAUUGAAAAUACCUUGCCAGAUGUUUGGGCUCUUGAUGACGACCAGUUCAGAGAUCGUUUGUUUUCUCUCUUGAACCAAACCACUUUCCAUCACAUCUGGUACUAUCUUGAAGGCAUAAUCAGCUUGGAGAAGUCUGAGGAACUUGGCCAAUACUUUAUCCGCACGGUUUAUUCCAACUUGGCUGUUGCCUCCCGUGCGUGGAUGCGAGGUGUUGAAGGUCAAGGCAAAGGCGAUUUGCGUACUAAGCUGAUGCAAAUAUACGACUCCCUUCCGAAGCACUCAGCUUUCCAAGAUCUGGACGUCAGCGACUUUGCUUUUGUAGAUAAGGCCAAGAAGGAGCCAGCGGUAAAGGUUGAUUACCAGAAGAUCCUCUCAGAGAACGUCAAACUGUCUCGCCCCCCUCCUUCGAAGAAGCGUCAAGCUCAAGAUGACGACCCUUUCGUGGAUAACAGUCAACAAGGAGGUACUAGUGGAGCUGGCGCUGAACUUGGAGGCGGUACUCCUCAAGGGGCAGCUCGUUUUCUCUUUGGUAGUGAUGGUGCUAUGGACGACGAGCCUCGAUUUGAUGGAGACAAUUAUCAAGGCGCCGAAGAGGAAGAAGACUCUCAAACAAUGAGAGGGUCUCCUACUCCAGCUCGCUUCUAUCACUUUCAAUAG